AUUCGUCACCGCCUUGACGGGGAAUGUCGGUUGUGGCAGCGGUCGGGUGCGCACUUGGCUUUAGUGCAGCGCCGCUGACGCCUGAGCGCUGCGGUCCUGCGUGCCGUCCGCUGCUGGUCCGCGCCCACCAUGCUGCGCCGCCUGGGAGCUCUGUGGCCGCGGUCGGGGCCCGUUGAGCUGCUCCAGCGUAGGGGUGCGCCGCCCUUGUGUCGCGGCGUGAGGAUCCCAGCUUUCCCCGCCUGGGCGGCCGCGUCGGUGUCAGCAGCGGGCGAGGGCGACUGGUAUGAGGCCCUGGCCGCAUCGGCGCCCGUGCGCGCAGCGGAGGAAGUGCUGCUGGGCACGCACGCCGCCGUCGGCCUGCCCUGGUGGGGCAGCAUCCUGCUGAGCACCGUGGCCCUGCGCUGCGCGGUCACCCUGCCCCUGGCCGCCUACCAGCACUACAUCCUGGCUAAGGUGGAAAAUUUGCAACCAGAAAUAAAAAGUUUUGCCAAGCACCUUAACCAAGAAGUUAGAGUUUAUGCAAACCAGUUUGGUUGGUCCAAAAGAGUUGCCAGGCUUACAUACCUAAAGAAUAUGAGGAGGCUUGUUUCGGAGCUGUAUGUUCGUGAUAACUGCCAUCCUUUCAAAGCUACUGUGGUGGUCUGGGUCCAGCUUCCAAUGUGGAUCUUCAUAUCUGUUGCCCUCCGCAAUUUCAGCACAGGGGCAUCUUGUUCAGAAGCAGGUUUUUCUGUUCAGGAGCAGUUAGCUGUUGGUGGGAUCCUCUGGUUUCCUGACCUCACUGCGGUGGAUUCCACUUGGAUUCUGCCUGUCUGCGUUGGAGUCGUUAAUUUAUUAAUAGUGGAGAUUUUUGCUCUCCAAAAGACUGGAAUGUCUCGUUUUCAAAUGUACAUUACAAAUUGUGUCCGUGCUGUAUCAGUGUUGAUGAUUCCAGUUGCUGCAACAGUACCUUCAACUAGGCCAGAGAAUACAGCACUUAAAGAAAACCUUGUGCCAAAGUCUGUAUGGAUUCCUAUGUCGUUAACCUUGAAGCAUUGCUUCACUUGUGCUGUACUGGCUGUGCUCCAGCCUCACGGGCCUGUCACAGAACCUGCUGCUGCGUUCUCCUGGAUUUCGCCAGCUGUGCCGGAUCCCACCGACCAAAUCAGACUCAGAUACACCUUAUAAAGACCUCUUUUCUGCCUUUUAUGGCAAGUUCAUUUCAAGAAAACUAUGACAGACAUUUAAAAGGUUAGGGUAGUAUUUAAAUUGCCUGUUUAAACAUCAUGAAAUACAAUGAGUUAAAAUAUAUUUGAUAAUUAAAAUCUUUUAAGUAUUAAAAAUGAAUGUUCAAAUUAUAAAAGAGUAUAAAAAUAAAUCCAAAAUUCCUGUCCCUAUUUAAAAAAUUAAUAGGAUUUGUGCUCAACCACCCCACACAAUAAAGUUUUGUGAAGUAAGAGGA
Nannospalax galili (Upper Galilee mountains blind mole rat) is the source of this 1438-nucleotide messenger RNA. Its product is annotated as cytochrome c oxidase assembly protein COX18, mitochondrial. The coding region runs from base 130 to 1164 and encodes 344 amino acids. Gene Ontology annotation, cellular component: mitochondrial inner membrane. The record is from RefSeq and is a predicted model, not a curated record. NCBI's taxonomy places the organism in Eukaryota, Metazoa, Chordata, Mammalia, Rodentia, Spalacidae. The transcript has 7 exons. Gene Ontology annotation, molecular function: membrane insertase activity. Gene Ontology annotation, biological process: mitochondrial respiratory chain complex IV assembly; protein insertion into mitochondrial inner membrane from matrix.